CGGCAGACAGCCGUGCCAGUCAAUGUUGUCCCGGGGACAGUCCAGGCUGCUCCACGCUCUGGAAAGCUCCAGCUAACACCAGCCGACUAUAAACCACUUGGCUAUAAACCGGUUUUUCUUCCAGAAUGUCUUAUUUUUUAGGAGAGACACAUUGAUGAAAAUUGCCUGAUGAAAACCGGAGCGGGAGGAACCGUCGGUCCAAAGAAAGAGAAUCCAUGGCAAAGUGGCUAAAGGACUACCUAAACCUUGGCAGCAGGCGUGAUCCUCCUCAGCCACCGAGGCCAGAUUACACUGAGAGUGAGAUAUUGAGGGCCUACAGAGCUCAGAAGGAGCUGGACUUUGAGGACCCCUACCAACACUCGGAGAAGGAGCAUCAGAAUGGGGGCUUUGGCUCUUGCACCACAACAGUGAGCCUCCCCUCCUUCCCUGCGUUUGGCUCUGUGGUGUCUGACGGUGUGGAGGUGAAAGUUGUGUCUCCAAAACACAGACUAAUUAAAGUGGACUCUCAGGAGUUUGGCCGCUGUAAAAUUCCUCUCAGUCCAGUCACUGUUCGCGAAGAACCUGUGGUUCCUUCCGCCCCGGCAGCAUCAGAUGGUGAAACGGAUUACUCUGAUCCCUUUGAUGCGCGUCCAAACCCGAGAGGCCGACCGAACUGGGAGCUCAAAUCUGCACCGACAGACUGCUGCAGCUACAUGGAGCCAUUCGAAGCCCAGCGGAUCAUUGCAGAUCUGCAACACACCGCAAUGACGAACAGGAGCCCGAGCGGAGACGGUGGCCAGUUAUACGAUAACCCGUAUGAGGAAAAGAGCCGCCAUCAGCAUCGAGCUGCUCCACCAGCGCAGCAGCAGCAGCAGAAAAGCGACGCUGGAGCUGCCCUGAUGGACAGCAGGGAGAGCCGGCUGCCUCAGGACGACGAGAGGCCGGCCGAUGAGUACGACCAGCCGUGGGAGUGGAAGAAAGACAACAUCUCUAAAGCUCUAGCAGUUCAGUUCGAAGGAGCAGAAAGGGAGCGCUCCCGAGCUCAGCCGGAGCACACGAGGUUUGCCAAGACGGGCUCCACGUCGUCCGCGUGCGACGCCACGACUCUGCGGCUUGUUGGCGACACGCCUCCUCUGCUGGGUGAGAGGGUGGAUCCGUCUCUGCCCCUGGAGAAGCAAGUGUGGUAUCACGGCGCUCUGAGCCGCUCAGAGGCAGAGUCUCUGUUGACUCUGUGUAAAGAGAGUUCAUACCUGGUUCGGAAAAGCCAGACCUGCCAGAACGACUACUCUUUAUCACUCAGGAGUUGUAAAGGCUUCAUGCACAUGAAGUUCACCCAGUCCACAGACGGCCGCUACGUUCUCGGCGAAAACAGUCCUCCUUUCUGCACCAUCCCCGAGGUCAUCCACUACUACACCACACACAAACUGCCCAUCAGGGGAGCCGAGCACAUGUCCCUGCUGUACCCCGUCAUUGUGCAGACCCUCUGACACUGACGCACACGCUCCCGUUCCGCCUGGUGCUACUGAAAGCAACGUCUACUCAACAUUUACAGAUUACGUCUUCACAUUUUUUCCACUGCGACCCUCCAAACGCUGCCCUGUAGAAGUUGCUUGGUGCCAUGUUUUCAGUGUGUUGGCAUGAAAUCUUUGUUUUAAUAUCAAGAAGGGCGUUUUAAAGUGUUUUAAGACGGCAGAAUUGAUUUAAUGUUCUUCAAUCUGUGUAUUGCCUUCAUGCAGUCAAAGGAUAUACUUUAGUUUGUGCCAAUAAACCAUAAAUUUUUUUGUUUUUCUCCCGUUACUCUCAUGUGGUUUUCUCUGGAUAGCCAGGUUAUUAAAAAUACAGUCAACAAACAACGCUAUUAUUGCCCUUGAAGUAUCUGUUACUAAAUGACCCACCCUCUACACCAGUAUCAGUCAGCCUGGCCUUCCUUUGCUUCCUUGGACUCUGGUUUUUCAGAGGCUUGUGAAUGUCCUGCAAUGUUGCAGCCAUGCACCCUGCAGUGUUCUUGUUUCAUCAUGUUGCUGUGUCACGUUAACUUGACAACAAACUCCUGCAAUAUUAGUUUAGAGAGUAUUUACUACAGUGUUAUACAGAAAGAUUAUGGCUUUGUGGUCCUGAUUAUAAAAGAAACUUUGAUAGGUUAUUUACUGUGCUAUUUUAUACGACUCUAAAUGUAAGCUCAAAAUAAAGGUGUUCUGUUUUCCACUU
Poecilia latipinna (sailfin molly) is the source of this 2187-nucleotide messenger RNA. It is a transcript of the gene shda, whose product is annotated as Src homology 2 domain containing transforming protein D, a. The transcript has 8 exons. Gene Ontology annotation, molecular function: phosphotyrosine residue binding. The coding region runs from base 216 to 1466 and encodes 416 amino acids. Lineage: Eukaryota; Metazoa; Chordata; Actinopteri; Cyprinodontiformes; Poeciliidae. The record is from RefSeq and is a predicted model, not a curated record.